Molecule: messenger RNA, 1636 nt
Organism: Stegodyphus dumicola
Lineage: Eukaryota; Metazoa; Arthropoda; Arachnida; Araneae; Eresidae
Product: syntaxin-binding protein 1-like
Biological process (GO): vesicle-mediated transport
Source: RefSeq, a predicted model, not a curated record
UUUUUCUUCCACUCUGAUCCUUCCGAUAGCAGUCUUUUAUUUUCUUCCGUGUUAUUUGCUUCAAGUUGAUCAUUCAGCAAGUUUCUCUCUUUAAUUAACGAGUUUAUAUUCUGGUCCUUCCAAUAAAAAAUCCAAUUUCCUUUUUCCUCUUGGAAUAAGUUUAGAUUCAUCUCUGGAAUACUUGAAGAUUGAUUUUGAUUCCUCAAAUCAGAAGUAUUAUUGCACAUAUUUGUUCUUUUUAUCUGCUAUACCAGAGGAUAUGUUUAGAAAUUUAUGUGAAAUAAUACAUCCAAGUUCAGUUAAACUUAUUAAGGAAAUUGAUAUUUUAUUUUUACCUUAUGAAGCUCAGGUAUAUUCAUUUGAUGAUGAUGAUUUCUUUGCAACAUAUUUCAAUAGUUACAGUAAUUUGAGUUUAAAUUCUUGUGGUGUAGUGGCUAAGAAACUAAUGACACUAUUGUCUACACUUGAAGAGUUUCCAUUACUGCGGUACCGAAGACGUUUUAUAAAAAAUCUUGUACUUGCUGAAGCUGUGGAGCAGGAGUUGAAUCUAUAUAAGGAAUCUUUCAAGUCUGAUACAAAUCCGAAGGCAAAAAUGAAAAGGAGAUGCCAGCUCUUGAUACUUGAUCGUGGAUUUGAUUGUAUAUCACCUGUAGUACAUGAAUUCACAUUUCAAGCUAUGGCAUAUGAUAUAUUGGACAUAAAGGAUAAUAUUUAUGAAUAUACUAUUGGACAAGAUGAUGAAGAAAAUGUAUUUCUACCACUCAGUGAUGAUGAUGCUCUUUGGUGUAGUUUGAAACAUGAACAUGUGGCUGGCGUUGCAAAGAGGAUUGAAAGCAUGAUGGAUGCAAUAACUAUUAUAGAAAAUAAUACAAAUGUAAAUCUGGUCCAAAAGCUCCCUUCUUUGGGAGCUGCUGUGAGGAAGCAUUUGCUGCGGAGAAAACAUGAAGCAUUUUAUGGUUACAGACAUAUGGCAAAUGAAUGUAUGAAGUCAUACUGUGGUGGAAUUAAUGUUUUAUCUGAACUUGAGAUAGACCUAGUUUUGGGUAAAUCAGCUGAUGGAAUGCCCGUUAAGAAUGUUCUGACUUCUCUCUUAAAUGUUCUUUCUUCUAAUUCAUAUAAUGAUAUACAGAAACUGAGACUAUUUUUGCUUUACAUAUUCUUUAACAAAGGAAUCACUAAAUCACAUUUUGAUGAGAUAGUGAAUAAAGCUAAUUUGCCUUUCUCUGAUGCAUAUUCAAUCACUAAUGUGCUACAUUUUGAUGUUGAUGUUUUUAGACCAGGGUUUUGUGAAUACAUGGAUGAUGUACCCAUUGUAAAAUCAAGUGACUCAGUAAUCAAUUUCAGACAGUCUCGAUGGACACCUGUUCUUAAAAAUAUCAUACUUCGCUGUAUAGAUGGUACAUUAAAUGAGGAAUUAUACCCAUUUGUUGGCAUUUAUGAACGUGAAACUUCGGUGUCAAGUAGAAGAUCUCGUUACUGGUGUGCAGACAAAAAAUAUGGACACAUGUCGCGUUUAAUUGUGUUUAUUGCUGGUGGAGUGACGUAUUCUGAAAUGAGAUGUGCUUAUGAAAUAAUGGCAGAACAUACAGGUUGGGAAAUUAUUGUAGGUAUGUAUUUUUAAUAAGUAUUUUACAUU